Messenger RNA from Pseudophryne corroboree (corroboree frog), 3808 nucleotides. Its product is annotated as zinc finger protein ZFP2-like. The transcript is spliced from 6 exons. Bases 472 to 2562 code for a protein of 696 amino acids. The record is from RefSeq and is a predicted model, not a curated record. Lineage: Eukaryota; Metazoa; Chordata; Amphibia; Anura; Myobatrachidae.
AGAUGGCUGCGCCCAUGCAGACACUUGGAGGGAAGUUUGGUUUGUAAUCCAUGUGGUCUGGGAAACAGUAAUGGCGGCGCCGGCCACCGGAGACAGGAGACGCCAGGCUGAUAGAUGCACAUUUAACCACGCGGGCACAGCGGAGGCCGCGGCUGAUGAAAAGACCACUCUGUAUGUGGAAACUCAGGAACAGCGGAAUCCGGUCCUGGAACGCUGAGCCCGCCUUAGGAGGCAUCUGAAGGGUUACACAGUAGUGAAGAAGAUAUCCGGUGAGUGUAAGACACCGAGCAGCCAUCCCCGUGUGUCAGGAAGAAGAAAGACCCAGAGCCUCAUCUCGGUGCCUCCACCUCACUCACUGACACAUGACACAUUGACCAGAAGAUCCUGGAACUCACCAACAAGAUCAUUCAGCUGCUGACUGGAGAGGAGGGGGAGUAUAUAGAGGAACACAGGGGUCUAUACAAGGACGUGAUGAUGGAGAAUCACUGGCCCCUCACAUCACUGGAUGGGCCCAGUAACAGAGAUACCCCAGAGAGAUGUCUCCGUCCUCUGUAUUCCCAGUAUUGUACAGAGGAGAACCACAGGACCCCACAGGAGGAUCAGGUAGAACGUCUGUCUGAUAUUAAAAUAGAAGGUACAGAGGUAGAAGAAGAGACGUAUGUGACUGAUAUGAAGGCAGAAGAUAUAGAGGGAGAAGAAGAGACGUAUAUGACUGAUAUAAAGGCAGAAGAUAUAGAGGGAGAAGAAGAGACGUAUGUGACUGAUAUAAAGGGAGAAGAUAUAGAGGGAGAAGAAGAGACGUAUGUGACUUAUAUAAAGGCAGAAGAUAUAGAGGGAGAAGAAGAGACGUAUGUGACUGAUAUAAAGGCAGAAGAUAUAGAGGGAGAAGAAGAGACGUAUGUGACUGAUAUAAAGGCAGAAGAUAUAGAGGGAGAAGAAGAGACGUAUGUGACUGAUAUAAAGGCAGAAGAUACAGAAGGAGAAGAAGAGACGUAUGUGACUGAUAUAAAUGCAGAAGAUACAGAGGGAGAAGAAGAGACGUAUGUGACUGAUAUAAAGGCAGAAGAUAAAGAGGGAGAAGAAGAGACGUAUGUGACUGAUAUAAAGGUAGAAGAUAUAGAGGGAGAAGAAGAGACGUAUGUGACUGAUAUGAAGGCAGAAGAUAUAGAGGGAGAAGAAGAGACGUAUGUGAGGGGUGAUCAGCUGUGUAAGGAGGAGGAGAUCCCUACAGAUAUCAGCACAGCAGAUGGACACACAAGCAGGAAUAUCUCAGAAGGACAACUAAUGUUAUCCCCGGAUUGUGACAUAAAAGAUAAUGACAGUAGACAGGAUUCUCCAGGAGAUAAUCCCAUUACCCCAAUUAUACAUCCAGCUCUAUCAGCUGAUCCCCCUGAUCCUGGGAAAUGUUCUCCUGAUCACUCUGAUAUUGGUGCAUCUGUUACAGCUCUGACAGUAGAUACAGAGUUUCCAUGUUCUAUAGAUGCCAAAUGUUUUACACAGAACACAAAGCCUAUUACCCAUCAUCCAGCUAAGGCAGGUAAGAGGCCACUGAUAUGUUCUGAGUGUGGGAAAUGUUUUACAAAGAAAUCAGCUCUUGUUACACAUCACAGAAGUCACACAGGUGAGAAGCCGUUUUCCUGUUCUGAGUGUGGGAAAUGUUUUACACAGAAAUCAGCUCUUGUUACACAUCAGAGAAGUCACACAGGUGUGAAGCCGUUUUCCUGUUCUGAGUGUGGGAAAUGUUUUGCAUUGAAAUCAGUUCUUGUUAAACAUCAGAAUAGUCACUCAGGUGAGAAGCCGUUUUCCUGUUAUGAGUGUGGGAAAUGUUUUGCAUGCAACUCAAAUCUUGCUACACAUCAGAGAAGUCACACAGGUGAGAAGCCGUUUUCCUGUUCUGAGUGUGGGAAAUGUUUUGCACGCAACUCAAAUCUUGCUACACAUCAGAGAAAUCACACAGGUGAGAAGCCGUUUUCCUGUUCUGAGUGUGGGAAAUGUUUUGCAUGGAAAUCAGAUCUUGUUACACAUCAGAGAAGUCACACAGGUGAGAAGCCGUUUUCCUGUUCUGAGUGUGGGAAAUGUUUUACAAAGAAAUCAGCUCUUGUUACACAUCAGAGAAGUCACACAGGUGAGAAGCCGUUUUCCUGUUCUGAGUGUGGGAAAUGUUUUACACAGAAAUCAGUUCUUGUUACACAUCAGAGAAGUCACACAGGUGUGAAGCCGUUUUCCUGUUCUGAGUGUGGGAAAUGUUUCGCAUUUAAAUCAGUUCUUGUUAAACAUCAGAAUAGUCACUCAGGUGAGAAGCCGUUUUCCUGUUCUGAGUGUGGGAAAUGGUUUACACAGAAAUCAUCUCUUGUUACACAUCAGAGAAGUCACACAGGUGAGAAGCCGUAUUCCUGUUCUGAGUGUGGGAAAUGUUUCACACAGAAAUCACAUCUUGUUACACAUCAGAGAUGUCACACAGGUGAGAAGCCAUUUUCAUGCUGUGAGAGAAAUAAAUCCGCUCUUGUUGAACACAUUAGACAUUACCCAAGUACGGAACCAUUUAAAUCUUCUGGAGUAUAAUCAUCACUGUCGUCCAAUGUUCCUCAAGGGUGAAUCCUAUCUCCUAUGCUUUAUAAAAUAUACAUGCUACCACUGGGUGAUAUAAUCAGACGUCAUGGCCUGGUCUACCACUGCUAUGCAGAUGACCUGCUUUUUGCUCCAUGUACUGAGAACCUAAUACCAAUAAAUGGUUGUCUAGCUGAGCGCCAGGGGUGGAUGAUGCCAGUUGGCUAUGACUCAGUCUUUGUGAAACAUAAUAGAAGCUCACCAACAAAGGACAAGACUACAGCUUUACCAACCAUCUGGAUUUAUGCUUUGGUGUUCAGAAUCGCAAAAUACUGAACGUGUGCUGAAUCUUUGUGUUGUCCUAGUAUGUGGCUGACACAGACAUCAGGUAUCUGCCACAUACAAAUCCUCAUUCUUCCAUCUGUGGACCAUAGCCAGAAUCAAACACUUGAUUCCCUCGGAAGUUCAUAGACUACUGCAAUGCCAUCUACUUGGGUCACCCAGCAAAAUAAUUACAGAGCUUGCAGAUAGUACAUAAUGCAGCAGCCAAGCUGUUACCUAACCAGCCCGUUCCUGCCACAUAACACCCAUUCUCUGCUCCCUUCACCGGCUGCCUGUAAGAUGACAAAUCUAUUUCAUAAUUGGCUAACUGACCUUCCCAGCCCAACAUUACAUGGUCCAAGGUGCUAGAAGCAGCUUCUGCCUCCUUACUGCCCUGCUUGCUUGCUUCUACAGAUGAAGGACUGUUACCAGCAGUACCAAGAAUCUCCUGUCAUUCAUUUAAGGGUCAAAUUUUUAACUUUGCAGCCCUUACCAUGGAACGUACUGCCUUGCACAGUCCAAGAGACCACCACUCUAGAGAACGUCACAAAUAGACUGAUGACUGCUACUCACGCUUUUCAUUAAUGUACCUCUAUUUACUUCCUAAAUAAUACAUCCUAAAUGCUUAGGUCUUUUUUCUGCUGUUUAUUUUGUAUCUUGUGCUUUGUGUAAAUGUGAAUGUCUAAUACCAGUUUGCACAAUCUGUAUUGCUGCACGACAAUAUGGCGGCCAUUGGAACAUGUUUUCACUUCUAGUUUGCCUAACUUGUUGCAGACACUCAUCUUGAUCAGGAGUGCUGAGUGUUUUCAGAUACAAGAUCCUAUCUAUAUAUACCCUGUAUAUUAUAAUGUGCAUUAGAGUCACCCGGGUUACAUCUGCAGUGGUUUGUUGUAUGUUACAUCUAUAUGGUGCGGAUACUCCUCUGUAUGAUCUCAUAAUA